Molecule: messenger RNA, 1848 nt
Organism: Fusarium graminearum PH-1
Lineage: Eukaryota; Fungi; Ascomycota; Sordariomycetes; Hypocreales; Nectriaceae
Exons: 4
Coding region: 1-1848 (615 amino acids)
Biological process (GO): regulation of transcription by RNA polymerase II
Cellular component (GO): chromosome
Molecular function (GO): chromatin insulator sequence binding
Source: RefSeq, a predicted model, not a curated record
AUGAAGAAAUAUAAAUGCCCUUAUGCGAACCAGUGCGAUUGCAAUGAGACUUUCGAGUCGCAAGAAGCCGCCUCCAACCAUUCUUUCGGGCAUGAUGUCACCCCUUUACAUAUCAGAGAUGGACAGUUUCUCUGUCCUUAUACAGAGGAUUUCGGCAGGAAGGGCUGCAAAGCAACUUUUGGUACGAUCGGCGAAAUAAACGGUCAUAUAUCAUCAGUUCACAAGGAGAAGGGCAUACCUAUCCCAUGUCCCAUAUCCAGUGAUUGCGAAAUCACUGGAUAUCGAACGGAAGGUCUGCGGCUUCAUUGCGAUGUUCAUCAUCGCAAAAAGCACACUUACCCAUGUCCAUACGAAGACUGUGACAAGAGUUACCCCUUACAUUCGAGUCUAUAUGACCACAUUCAAACGAAGCAUUCCGGCAAGAAAUUUGUGUGUCAUCUUUGUGGUAAGGAGCUCAAAAGUCGAACGGGGCUACGAGAUCACAUCAACUCCCCUGCACACAAUGAUAAGACGUAUCCCUGUCCUCACAAAGACGAUCCAGUGAUCCAGUACCCCGAAGAAUUCAGGUCUGCUUUUCUUGCCAAAACGCAUGCAAGAAACGAGCAUGAAGGUCAUAAAGAUGAUGAGAAGAAGAUUCACACAUUUCCUGGAGCAGGUGACCCCUACAACUGCACCGAGAAAUCCAGCGACAAAUCAAAUGCGAGAUCGCACUACCGUGAUGUGCACCUCAAAGUCACACAAAAGUGCCCACAUUGUGGCAUAGAUGUCAAAAACUUAACGAAACAUCUAAAGUAUCACGAGAAGGAAUUCCUCUGUCCGGACUCGGCGUGUACGAAGAGAUUAGAUACGAGCGAAGAAGCAUUAUUACAUGUAACAGACCCUUCACAUCAACCAAAUGUCUCGAUGUUCGACUGUCCUUUCAGCUCGUGUCAUCUUGCUGUCAAAGGCAGGGGACUAUUGAAACAUGCACUGGUAAAUCACUGGAAUAUGCAUAUCCGAAAAGGACAUGUUUCCCAUGAGGAAAAACUUGUGUUGAUUCCUUUUAAACGGCGCCCGUUUCGAAUGAUGGAGCUAUUCGAGGAUAUUUACAAGAGUGGGAAGUUUAUAGAUCAUACCUGCAACACUGACUCCGGCGACUCAAAUUCUCCUGAAGACGACCAAGAGGAUCAGCACGAAGAAGACCAGGAGAUCGAAAACAGGAAAGCCAACGAGGAUAAGGCGGUUAGCUUGGCAACUCGAGGGCAGAAUUGCCCUGGCGCUAGUUCUGUAAAAGAUGGUUUGGUUCUAGAGAGGUGCCAGUUUCUCACGAUUAUCGACCUUGAUACUGCACGUCUCAAGCAACGAAAAGGUAAAACCAUCUUGGAGGGCCGCUGCGUAGAGUGUCAAGCAUCCCUGAGAGAAAAGCAGCUACUCUCUCGCUUUACUAACUCAAGUUUGGACGGCCUCAAAGAUGUCGACGUGAAUUCUCUGAGAGAGAGAUUUACCAACUAUACUCAAACAAAAUGGCAGGUGCCCGCCGAUUAUCAGACAGUUAUGGACAUAGCAGAAAAGAUCAAGGCUGGAAACCGCCUGGGUACCAAACUCGUCGUCCUGGACGUCGAGUUUUCCCCCGUAUCCGACCAAGUUUGGGAAAUCGCUGUGGUUGAAUUUGUUUCAGGGAAAGUUGUAAUAAACGCGCUGGUCGAUCACGGCGACGAUAUCAGACACACAUUCUCGAGUUACAAAACCCCCAAACUUCUUGAAGAAGUCAGCAAGUCUGUACACCGAAAGGUAUACUCCCAGGAGGGGAGGUUGAAGAAGUAUGGCAAUGGGGACCCCGGGAUCUUCAGUUGUCACAACGGCUUCUAA